Molecule: messenger RNA, 3030 nt
Organism: Dichotomopilus funicola
Lineage: Eukaryota; Fungi; Ascomycota; Sordariomycetes; Sordariales; Chaetomiaceae
Product: vacuolar segregation subunit 7-domain-containing protein
Exons: 1
Coding region: 1-3030 (1009 amino acids)
Biological process (GO): positive regulation of phosphatidylinositol biosynthetic process; protein localization to vacuolar membrane; vacuole inheritance
Cellular component (GO): fungal-type vacuole membrane; PAS complex
Source: RefSeq, a predicted model, not a curated record
AUGGACAAGUCACCAAACAUACGUCGGGUCGGCUCGGCGCAAGACCCUGAGCUGCACCCCACGCUAUCCCGCGAAUCGUCUGCCAGCACAGCGACCGUGACGCCAAUGGCCGAGUCGGGCACGUCCCGGUUCCCUUCGCAGCAGUCGCACGUCUCAACCUCUGCCUCUGCCUCUGCCACGUCCGCCUCGUCAUCCGCCGCGCCCUCCCCCCUCGCCUCGCGUGAGCCUUCGCCGACUAGGCCGCUAUCACGCACGACAACCUCCCGCAAUUCAUCCGCACACUCGGGUAUCCGAUCAAGGAAGAACAGUCAGCAAGACCUCAGCCCUUCACGCUCCGCAAGGCCGCAACCUCAACAACCCAGUCCGGCAUCCAAGACGCCAUCCUCUGCUAACACCCCAACCCUUCUCCCGUCUUCGACUACCUCCUCGUCUUCCGACCCCAACUCUACCCAUGCGGGCGCACCCGUCAAAUCCCCCACCACCAUGGAUCAUCUACGAGAGUCGCCGAGAUGGCCCAUCUCACCACGGCUUCGAUCUCCACCACCCAUCCUCCACAAGCCAAAUAUGGGGCUUCCGCGAAGGUCAGAGCCGGAGACACCCUUGAUCAACGUCCAGCGCGCUAGCCCGCCGAUAACGGGCCCGGCCCCCGCCGACCAACCGUCCGAUACCGACCCAGAAGACCACGCUGUCUCGAACGGCAUGAGGACACCAGCACGAGGCGGAGGUGGUAGCACGUCGACCCUUGAGACUGUUCAGGAAGUCAGCCCCAUCGGAUCGCCGCGCGCCCCCGAGGAGCCCGGGUCUAUUGAAGAAAAGCUCGACGAUAGCAGCAACAGCAUGACUCCAGAGGCGUCGCAACCCGAGUCGAUCGGUCUCGGCCUUACACAGAACAGCAGUGGCAGGACAAGCGCCGGCGACAGUGGCAGCGAGACCGAUAACACGACGAACAACAGUCCUUACAUCAUCAGGCCAGGAGCCCGGAACGGAUCAGCCAGUGCACCACCACCGCUGACCUCGAAGCAAUCGAGCACGUGUAUAAAACAGGGCAUCACCAAGACCAAGACCGGCGAGACGUCGUUGCAGAGCAUGACAGUCGAGACGGAAACGGUGACGUCGAUCCCCCAAGCCCCGCUGGUCCCCGGGGCCGGUGCCCAGGGUUCAAGCAUCAGCUUGCGCACAAAAGGGAGCACAGAAACCAUACGACCCAAGAAGGAAAGGAAGAAGCCGCCACGAAAGCAACCCUCUGUGACGGCCGGCAAUGGUGAGCCAGCAACGUCUUCUUCGACUAUUUUGUUUCCUAAGUUGCGCCAUUAUCAGUCGAUGGGAUCAGUCGCCCCAUCGGCGAACAACAAGUGUACUUCGCCCACGCAGUGUGCUCACGACGAAGGAGAUAGUCGCUCCCGUCGCUCGCACGCCCGCAGGCAGAGCAUGGGUAUUAUUUCCAUGUCCCAAGUCAGCAGCCUGCUAACUAGACAACCCCGUGCAGCGUCGUCCAAGGCCGAUAUCUUCGAAGCCAAGGUAGCGAGCGCCGUCGAGGAGGCCAACUCGUCCGACUCGGACGAGACCUUCGUGUACGAUUCUAACCCUCCAGAUGCCCGCGACCGGCCGAUGCGAUUCCACUCCCGGACCCCGAGCGCCACCUCGAUGGCUAGCCAGGUCGACCGCGCCGGCAUGCGCUCUAUCCACGCCGUCAUGGAGAGCAACGGCCCCCCGAUCAUGGUCAAGAAGAGCAUGAAGUUUGUCAACUCGUCCGCCACCAACGGCCACAGUGACAGCGGUCUCGCCGAAGACGAUGGACGAGGGACUGGGAGGAGCACUAACGGCUCUGGGCGUGGGACUGCCCGCCAUCACCACCACUUCGGCCGGUGGGGCCGCAACGGGACUGGAAAUGGCCAUCCAUCCUUGUUUGCGGAGCAUAGCCCAUUCAGCAACUCAGCACACGGCACUGGGAAUGGGGGCUCCCGGCAGUCCCCGACACCACCAAGCCCUCGGUUUGCGAACCGUCCGGGUAUCGGGCUGAACGGAAAGCGGGGGACACACCUGUCUGUAGGCUACGACCUCGACGACACCACGACCGGCGCUGACGACGAGACGACCCCGCUCAUCCCAUCUGGCACCGUCCGAUCGUCGCGUUCUGGCCGCGGGCGGCGUAGUUUGCAUUCACUGCGGUCUAUGGAAGCACAGACCUACCAUCGAUCACCGCCAUCGGUUCUCAACCGUUUCGCCAGCUGCUUGGUCCUUACCGUGAUGCUUCUCCUGGUUGUAUCCGGCGCGAUCGGCUUCAUGUUUGCCACUUCGCAGCCACUUACCGGGAUCGAACUCGUCUCGAUGGACCACGUUGUCGCCAGCCAGCAGGAACUGAUGCUCGACCUUACCAUCAAGGCCCACAACCCCAACGUUGUGGUUGUGGUCGUCGACUCGGCCGAUAUCGAGGUAUUCGCCAAGUCCCCACACGCCAUGUCCGACUCAGAAUGGUGGCGGCAUACCCACCCAGGUGAGAUUGGGCCACCGCCGCCACGCCAACCGAAAGAGGAAGACAAGAGCGACGACGACCACAACGACGACGGUGCAUUCCACACCCUCCUCGAAGCCGACCCGGAGCCGUCCCCUCCGGAAGAAUCCGCCCCCAACAUGCGCCUCGGAACAAUCACGGGUUUCGACAGCGCCCUCUCCUUCGAAGGUUCCUUCUUCCACAAGGGCCUGUCCUACUCGAGCGGCGAGGUCCGUCUCAAGAGCCCUGGCAACGGGACCUACGGCGGACAGGAGCGGUGGGAGCGGAUCAUGGAGGAUGAGUUCCAGUUGAUCCUUAAGGGUGUGCUCAAGUACACCCUGCCGCUGAGCCAGCGUGUGCGGACGGCCACUAUCUCGGGGAAGACGACGGUGAAGCCGAACGCGGCGGUCGGACCGCCGGGGUUGAAGCCUAAUGGAACGAUUGGAGGAGGGGAAGGUGGGGAGGAGAAGAAGAAGGGGGAGGUUACGAUUUCUUUUGACGUUGAUGAUGAUAAUGAUGAUGGGGGAGGAGAUAUCUGA